Meleagris gallopavo (turkey) is the source of this 3240-nucleotide messenger RNA. It is a transcript of the gene VMP1, whose product is annotated as vacuole membrane protein 1. The record is from RefSeq and is a predicted model, not a curated record. Lineage: Eukaryota; Metazoa; Chordata; Aves; Galliformes; Phasianidae.
UGGCUCCGCCUUCACUUCCGGGUUGGCCCGGCCCCAGCAGGAGCAGCCGGAGCGCGGCGUGGUGAGUGCGGAGCGGCGGGACGGCACGGCACGGCUUUCGGGGCGGCUCUCUGCCGGGUUUGGAAGAGCCCUCACUUUGGUCUUGAAUGCCUCCAAAGCUGAGGACGUAUUUGUUCCGCUGGCUUCAAAGGCAGAAGAAGUAGUGAAGAGUGGCACAGUUUUACGGAGCCUAAGGGAUCCCUGUACGUGAGUGAUCUAUGAAAUGGCAGAGAAUGGAACAGAUUGUGACCAGAGACGCAUAGGAAUGAGCAAAGAACAGCACAAUGGAAACUUCACAGAUUCCUCUUUGUUGAGUGAACGGAAGCGAAGGGACCGAGAAGAGAGGUUGAAUAUUGUCCUCUGGAGACAACCACUUGUUACCUUGCAGUAUUUUUUCCUGGAAACUCUAAUAAACUUGAAGGAAUGGACCAUAAAAUUGUGGCAUCGGCGAAGUAUCCUGGUGUCUUUUUUACUGAUGCUUGCAGUGCUUACAGCUACGUAUUAUGUUGAAGGAAGACAUCAGCAGUAUGUGCGGUACGUGGAGAAGAAGUUCUUCUGGUGUGCCUACUGGGUGGGAUUGGGCAUCCUGUCCUCUGUCGGACUUGGAACAGGUCUUCACACCUUUCUGCUCUAUUUGGGUCCACACAUAGCAUCAGUUACUCUUGCUGCCUAUGAAUGUAACUCUGUUAAUUUUCCUGAGCCUCCGUACCCGGAUCAGAUCAUCUGCCCUGAUGAGGAGGUGAGCGGCGGAUCCAUCUCUCUGUGGGCGAUCAUCUCAAAAGUCAGGCUGGAGGCCUGCAUGUGGGGUGCUGGCACAGCCAUCGGAGAACUGCCUCCGUAUUUUAUGGCGAGGGCAGCCCGACUCUCUGGUGCUGAACCUGAUGAUGAAGAGUACCAGGAAUUUGAGGAGAUGCUGGAACAUGCAGAGACUGCACAAGAUUUUGCUUCCCGGGCUAAGCUGGCUGUCCAGAACCUGGUACAGAAAGUUGGGUUCUUCGGCAUCUUGGCCUGCGCCUCCGUAAGUGCACUGCAGUGACAGAGGGGCUGUGAUCACACGUUGCAGGCUGACUGUGGCACAGUGAGGUUAACGCUCUGAGCUGUGUUUUGUUUGAGUCCAUAUGGAUCUUUGCAUCUUGUUUGCUAUUUGUGUUCUCUGUGCUGCGCAGGGAAAUGGGAUGGUUGUGGUAUGGCAAGUACAAUAGGAUGGAGAAACUCCAGUCCUAGAUUAGUACCAAACACAGUGAAUUCUGCAUGAAUGCACAGCUGACAGUAGUUACCCUUCCUUCAGCUUUACCUUUGGGCAUCAUGACGUUAGUUCUCCUGGCAAAAUAGUGCCUUUGGAAUAGCAACGUUUCCUUUUUAAUCCAUCAGAAGAGUACUGUGCCACAGAGGAUCUCCUCAGUUCCUGGGUGGCUUUUUUUAUAGAACAGCUCAUUCUGUAGUUUACCAUGGCAAAGGGAAACCUGCUAACAAGAGUUAGUUCACUCAGGAUGCAGGCAGCUUCUCACAGCAGGCUUAGAUGGAGCUGAGCUGAGGUUCCCACAACUGACCGAGUGUCAAAUGCAUGCUGCAGCUCCCUGCUCUGUUGGUGGGUGUCUGGCAGAUCAGAUCGUGUGCCCCUGACAGCUCUCCUGUUAUGACUUUCCCAACCCAGAUUACUAGCUGGCAAGUAACAGCAAGAGCUAUAUUGUUACCUGUCGUUUCCUCUGGAAUUGUUACCAGCAGUUUCUGCUGGAAUUGCUGUACCUACACUUACAGUUUCUGCUAUUUCUUCAGAUGUUUGUGUCGUGUGGCUUGACAUUUUCAGAUUCAAAGAUAGACACCAACUGAAAGUGACCUGUACAAACCCUGACAUAGUAGUUCUCAUAAAUCUGCUCAGGAGGUGUCAGUGGGUUAUUAGGAGCCGGGAGGAACAGAAGGCAGCAGACAGUUUCAGCCAUGGCUAUCUGAGUUGCUCAUCGAUUUCUUUCUCUAAGACAGACAUGGUAUAAGCAUUUCCACUGAUGCUAUUUUGGUGCUUGAAGUAGGCUAAUACUGUUCUUUUGAGUUACUGUCUGAGGUUUAAAUCUCUCUGGAAGCUCGAAGAGAAUGAGUAGAAAUGAUGUGCCUUACUCUCCAAUCCCACACACAAACGCAGAGAAAUGUGAUUACUGCAAAGAGGGGAAUUGUUAGGUCCCCUAUGAUCCCAUUCUUCUGGAAUAACCACAGCCAUUAGCCAGCUGCUCAGCUGAUGAGGUAUUAAUUCCACACUUGUCUAGCAUCCCUCUCAGUUUCCUAAAUUGUAGAGAUGACAAUGUUAGCUGUUUGUUCAAAUGUAAGUAACCUGUGUUAGCUGGAAAGAAUUAAGCUGAUUACAGCCGCUGGCACACAACUUGUGUUUACUAAUCUUUUGAACUGCCUUAAUAUUUAGAGUGGAGAUGUAGGUUACAAGCUGUUCCUUAAGUCUUUCCGUCCAGUGAGCUGUGAGGCUGCUCCUGCACUCUGACUCACUGCUCUGCAGUCACCAUCUUGUGAGCCAUCCCCUCGUCUGUCUGUCUUGUGUAACGAGAGCAGCUUGUGGUCAGCAGGAUGAGUUCCUGGGGGAGCUGGGCGAGGUGGAAUGUGGACAAAUAGGGAACGUGAGGAAGGGAUUGCUAGAUGGGAGAGGUGAUGUGUAAGCUAAGCUCUCCAUAGUUCCUGCUUAGUGAUAAACAUUUGCUUAACUUCUUCCCUACUUGGUGCACUGUUCCUCCGUGUGCUCCGAGCUCCAGCUUCCUUCUGCUUAUAUGCAGCCUGCCCUGGGCUGGGGGAGGGAUGGGAAGUCGUGGAUCCACCACAGUGCACUUGAGGACUUGUAAACGUUGGUUGCAGAAUAAAUGCAGAGCAGCAGCAAGCAGAGAGGUGAAGUGUGGGAGGAGGCGUUAAAAAAAGCAUAGGGAUUCCAAGCUGUAAUGGCUUCUAAAUGCUACAUAAAAACACAAUCAAAUGGAGUUUAAAACUUUGCAAAUGUAUGCAGUGAAGUCAACUGAGUGUAACGUGCAGUGGCAAUAGGAAAAGCAUAUUAUUGUCUUAAGGCCUAAUUGCUAUGUAAAGGCAGCUCUGAGAAAGGAAUGGAGCAAGGAAGAGAUUCUUGCUGUGGUUGGUGGGAAUUUGUGAGCGUGCCCUCCUGUCUCUGUGGGCGUUUUUGGCACUUCUCAGUACUGCACAUGUGUGUGUUUAAAA